Molecule: messenger RNA, 702 nt
Organism: Drosophila novamexicana
Lineage: Eukaryota; Metazoa; Arthropoda; Insecta; Diptera; Drosophilidae
Exons: 2
Coding region: 4-702 (232 amino acids)
Source: RefSeq, a predicted model, not a curated record
GUUAUGGAUCGUCAACUUGUUAUAGUGCUGCUGUUGCUGGGUUGCGCCAUGCACAGCGUUUGGUCACAGACAACGGAGAUCCCGGAGACCACGGACGAAACGGAGACAACAGAUACAACGGAGACGACGGAGAGUCCAAACUUUUCGUGCUUCACCUAUGAAGGAACUGCAGUCGAUCUAGGAGGUCUCUCGGGCUAUUGGUAUGAGGUGGCGCGUGCUCCGGAUGUGGAUGACAUGCAGUGCUUGAAUUACUCGGUGCCAGCCAGUCCCAACGAGAACAAUAUGCUGGAGCUGCAAGUGGAGUACGUGGACACCACCAAUGGCCAGUGGGAGUCGGCCUCAGAGUCUGGCUCAUUGGCCUGGGACGACAACGCCAAGAAUGGCAUCUUCACCUGGUCCAUCGGGGAAGUGACCCGCCUGCCAGUCACCUACAAGCUGGUCAGCACGGAUAAGACCACAUACGCGUUUCUCUGCGGCUACAUGGGCAUCGCAUCCGUGCCGAUCUUCAAGGUGUGGACACGCCAUCGACAUCUGAGCGUCGAUGACAUGCUAAUCAUCCAGCAAAAGUUUGUCGAUAUUGGACAAGUCGAACAGCUCGCCUGGGUGGAGCAAUCGCUGGAGAAGUGCAACAAUUCCGCCAUGCGCACGGCCGGAGGAGCACUUGUCGCCUUCGCAUUGGCGUUAAUUCUUGGAAAUAUUUGA